CCCUGGAAGGCUGUUCCUUUGCCCUGGAUGAAGAUGAAGGAUAUGGACAGAGAAGAAUUUGCCUCAAGUGUUCAAACCAGGUAAACACCACACCAACCUUUCUUGACAGCUGUAGUUCAAACCAAAUGGAAAAUGAAACAUCCAUUGUUAAUAGAACAGACAUAUCAAUGAAAGAGGGAGAGUCCAGUGUUGAAGCCACAUCGAUUGAGGGCUGGAGAGGCCUCUCAAUUCAAUCGAAGCCAGGUGGCUACUAUUGGAGGCCCAAUCCUGAUUUCCCAUUUCCCAUCUUUGUUGAAUGAAUCUGGAAAGGUAAAGAUCGGUUUAUUAAAAAAUGGCAUGACUGCACCAUUGGGCCUUGUAAGAAUAGAUAAGAGAAAUGUUAGCCUCACCAAUACAUGCAGCUUCGAUGCUGCAUGUCAAGUCAUUGCUGCAGCCUUGAGUGAUAGUUAUUCAUAUAGAGAGGCACUAGACUCAAUCCCCGAGAUUGCAAACUCAAUUUUUGGCGUUGCCAAGGAUAUUGCAACGAAAGGGGCAAACAAAUUAGCUUAUAGAAAAAGGGCUAAUAUUUUGUAUAAUUCAUUCGCAAAUGAAAUAUUAGCUGGUGGAGUACACAGAGUAGAUUGUAGCUGCGACUGCUCGAAUUUGAUGAGAAAAAUUUGCACAGUUCCAUCAGUAAUUGAGGAGGUGAUGUGCUCCUCAGAGUAUUGUGCGAACCAAUUCACUGAGAGAAGACUGUCAGUUUUAUCAGUGGUAUUCGACAGAGCUGCGGAUGAGUGCUUCAGGAGGCUGAGUGGAUAUUUGGAGGAUGGAGAUAUCGAGGAUCAGCAUCUAUGUUUGAUGGAAUUGGAGCUCCCCUCAGAUAAGAACGACGUGUCACCAAACGCCUUCAUAUAUGAUGCAGAUAUAUCCAAAAAGGGACCACUAUGUUCUGGAUUGACUAGUCGACGAGCACGAAGUGGACCUCAUCUAUUCAUAGAGGUCAUUGGAAGUGAGGAGAACCUUCCGGGUGACGGAGGUGACGUUGGAGUGAUGGAGGUGGUAAAAUGCUGUCUAAAAGAUGUGCGAACUGAGUUGGUCUACAAGGGAAACAACUACACCCUGCGAGGGAUUGUCACUUUCACACCGCCGGCACGCACCACCGAUAUUGGACACUUCCAGGGAUAUGCAAGAAGAUGUGACUCAACAUGGGAGGUAUAUGACGACUUGAGAAACAAAAUUUCAAUAGCAGAUCCUAAGUCAGAGAUAAAUAUUCACCUCGUUUUAUAUACCAUUUGAAAUUAAUGAAACUUCUUCAAACAAUUGUCAAAUAUUAUGAUGUCACUAUUAUAAAUGACAAACUUCAUAAAUAAACUAGCUCAGACAAAUACAAUAUUAUUUUUGUAUACUAAUGAAAAAAUAAAAUUAGCAUCCUAAAAAUACUUAUAAAUCAAGAACUGCCAUUGGAGAUAAUUAUUGUGCAUAAUACUGUUGUAGGUAGAAGGACUUAGGAUGAACAUAGCGAGAUAUCAAUAAUUUAUUAUUGCAGUAUAUUUUCGAUAUACAUGAAUAAGAUGUACCUGCAAAAUAUAAUAAUGUGGGGCUUUGCUAUUUUUCAGAAAUUUAGGAAUAAUAUUAUAAGAUCUGUAUAAUUUGUACAAAAGAAAAUUUUUUAAUUAUUGCUUUAAAAUUUGUACAUAACUUUGUAACAUUGUAGUUAUAUAGUAUAGACUUAGCUUAAUAAGAUUAUAAAUGAUAGGUAUUCAUCAAUGAGAUAUCCCCCAUAUGAUUUUUAUUAUUAUAAA
Nilaparvata lugens (brown planthopper) is the source of this 1781-nucleotide messenger RNA. RefSeq lists its product as uncharacterized. Lineage: Eukaryota; Metazoa; Arthropoda; Insecta; Hemiptera; Delphacidae. Bases 337 to 1275 code for a protein of 312 amino acids. The transcript has 3 exons. The record is from RefSeq and is a predicted model, not a curated record.